Numida meleagris (helmeted guineafowl) is the source of this 1306-nucleotide messenger RNA. Its product is annotated as transcription initiation factor IIA subunit 1-like. Gene Ontology annotation, cellular component: EKC/KEOPS complex. NCBI's taxonomy places the organism in Eukaryota, Metazoa, Chordata, Aves, Galliformes, Numididae. The record is from RefSeq and is a predicted model, not a curated record. The coding region runs from base 36 to 365 and encodes 109 amino acids. The transcript is spliced from 2 exons.
GCGCGUGCCCGAAGCGCGCCUCCCUCCUUCCCGCCAUGGAGCUGGUGGCGGAGCUGCGCGCGGGCGGCGGGCGGGCGCGGGAGGUGCGCGUGCGGUGCGCGGCGGAGGCGGGCGGGGAGCUGCGCGCUCUGCGGCGCGGGCUGGGCGAGCUGCAGGAGCGCGUGGCCGAGCUGCUGGCGCCCCUCGUGCUGGAACAGCAGCGGCGCGGCGGAGCGCCGGGCGGCGGUGACGGCCUGAAGGAGGAAGAAGAAGGGGAGGAGGAGGACGACGACGACGACGAGGACGACGACGACGAGGAGAACAGCGUGGAAGCGGCGCGGGCCGAGCUCCCCCCGCCGAAGCGGACGAGGGUGCAGCCGCCGUGAGGGUAGCGCGUGGGCCCCGCGUUACGCCGCGCCGAGCGCUGUGCGGGGCUCACGCCGCGCGGGACGCGAAUAAAGCGGCGGCGGCACCGCGCUGCGAAGGCGCCGUGACGGCACCGCCCUCCCCGUGCCCCCGCCGCCCCGCAGCGGGAGCUCUGCCCGCCUGCACGGGGCGCCUCGGGCCCAGCACACGUAGAUGGAAAACGUGGAACCCUUCCAGCUGCGCUGCGUACGGCCGGGGUGCUGGCGGGGCAGCGGCGCUGCGAUAAGCACUGGGAUACCGCAGCGGUCUGACGCUGCCGUCUGCCCCGAGCGUGUCUUGGCGCUUUGUCUACGAGUGCCGCGCUCUACGUGCUUCCUUCCCUGAAAUGUAUUUACACGCACGGAGGUGGCAUCAGAGCUUCGCCUUCUGCCUGUACAGAACUCAGCAUUAUCUCAAUAAUAAAAGAAGAAAAAAAAUUACCUCUCAGCCGGGCCGGGGGAACCCCAGCGGCGGUCGGCGCGGUUUGUGGCACAGGGGGCGUAAACGCGGCAGCACCGCCUGCAGCGCGUGUCACCCCUCCCGGCUGCAUGAAGCAGCAGAACUGCGGCCCCGCGGAGGUAGCUCCUCUCUCCUGACUGAUAACACUGCGGUCUGUGGAAUGCCAGCGAGGAUGCGAUGCUUCCCAUGCUUCGGCCCCCCCAGUUCUGUUUGGCACGUGCUUCUGUGGAGAGGCCGCGAUGCUGGUGGUACCCAGCUGGUACUCAGAUAGUUCUGAGCAGAAGCAGGCGGGCUGAUUUAGCAGCGCUCUGCUGGCACAGUAUCUCUGUGUUUGGGAAACAGCAAAUCUUAAGACUAUGGAGGACAAAGCAUCUGAAUAAAUAAAGCACCAAAUAGUCCGCAUUUAUUGGAAGUAGUGCAAAAAGUUGAAAAAGGGGUCCAGUAAACGUACUUUGGAAAUCUU